Molecule: messenger RNA, 6153 nt
Organism: Zootoca vivipara (common lizard)
Lineage: Eukaryota; Metazoa; Chordata; Lepidosauria; Squamata; Lacertidae
Gene: CHKA
Product: choline kinase alpha
Biological process (GO): phosphatidylethanolamine biosynthetic process; CDP-choline pathway
Cellular component (GO): cytoplasm
Molecular function (GO): choline kinase activity; ethanolamine kinase activity
Source: RefSeq, a predicted model, not a curated record
CUGAUGAGCGCGAGGUGAACGCGCGCACGAGGUCCGCGUGCGAGCGGCUAUAAGAACCCUUGCGAGCGCCGCGCGCCGCAUACCGUCUGCGGGGUUCGAAGGCUAGAGGUGCGCAGCCUUUCCUGUGUGUGCGUGUGUGGCGCUGCCGUUGUUCCUUCUGCCUCCCAAGCUCGCUCUCCUCUCGCUCGUUGGCCAUGAAGACCAAGUUCUGUAACGGCGGCGAGGCCGACCCUUCCCCGCUGGGGCUCCUGCUGGGGUGUGCCCAGGGCCCGGUCUUGCCCGCCCUCACCCAAUCUCCCUCGUCGCUGCCGCCGCCGCCGCCUUCCUCUCACGCCGAGGCCGAAGCCAAGGAGCUGGGGCUCCGCGGGCAGCAGCAGCAGCCUCUCGCCUUGCCGCCGACGCCGCCGACCCCUCCCUCCCCGCCGGUGGAGGAGCAGCCCGACCCCCGCACCCGCCGCAAGGCGUAUUUUUGGUGCAGGGAGUUCCUGCGGGGGGCGUGGCGGGGGUUGCGGGAAGAUCAGCUGCGCAUCACGCCCAUCAGGGGAGGCCUCAGCAACAUGCUGUUCCAAUGCUCAUUACCUGAUACCAUGGAGACUGUUGCAGAUGAACCACGCACAGUUCUUCUUCGCUUAUAUGGUGCCAUUCUACAAAUGAGGUCCUGUAAUAAAGGAGGAUCUGGACAGGCUCAGAAAGAAAAUGAUUUACAAGGUGCAGAAGCUGUGGUUCUGGAGAGUGUUAUGUUUGCCAUUCUUGCAGAGAGAGCUCUUGGACCAAAGCUCUAUGGAAUCUUUCCACAAGGCCGGCUGGAAGAAUUCAUUCCUAGCAGGAAGUUGGACACGGAUGAACUGGGCUUGCCUGAUAUAUCAGCAGAAAUAGCUGAGAAAAUGGCUAGGUUUCAUGGUAUGAAAAUGCCAUUUAAUAAAGAACCAAAGUGGCUCUUUGGAACCAUGGAGAAGUACUUAAACCAAGUGAUGAGAAUCAAGUUUACCAGAGAGUCACGUGUUAGAAAACUGAACAAGAUCCUCAGUUACAACCUGCCUCAAGAAAUGAAAAAUCUACGGUCCUUUCUUGAAGCUACUUCAUCCCCAGUUGUGUUUUGCCAUAAUGACUGCCAAGAAGGAAAUAUUUUGCUUCUUGAAGGUAGAGAGGAUUCUGAGAAGCAAAAAUUGAUGCUUAUUGACUUUGAGUACAGCAGCUACAAUUAUAGAGGGUUUGACAUUGGAAAUCAUUUCUGUGAAUGGAUGUAUGACUAUGUGUAUGAAAAAUACCCAUUCUUUAAAGCGAACUUCCUGAAGUAUCCCUCAAGGAAGCAACAGCUCCACUUCAUCUCCAAUUACCUAGUUGCGUCUCAAAGCGGGUUUGAAAAUCUGAGCAACGAAGAUAAGUCCAAAAUAGAAGAAGAAAUGUUGGUUGAAGUAAACAGGUUUGCCCUUGCAUCUCAUUUCUUCUGGGGUCUGUGGUCCAUUAUACAGGCAAAGAUAUCAUCUAUUGAGUUUGGAUACAUGGACUAUGCACUCUCAAGAUUUGAUGCCUACUUCGACCAAAAGAGGAAGCUGAAAGUGUGAAGGUUGAAGACUGGACAAUCUGUUACUGUACUGUAUAAGGAAGGCAGCUGGGCAGAAAUUCCACUGUGCUUAGGCUACUGUAGUUGUAAUGAAGGUUUUGCAAAUUCCAACUACUCGGAUGCAAUGCUGAAGACUGCACAAAAUGGCUAAGUUUACUUUUUUUUUACAGUUUCAUAAGUCCUUGGAACGAGAAUUGACAGCUGAAGUAUAAUAUAACAGUGCAAUAUCAAGCUUUUUAAUCUAGAAGGUAUUAUGAGGGAAACCUUGAGUUUUAAUGUGAACCAUCCCAUACUUCAAGAGUAAACAGUGUUAACUGUGGGUACCUAUUUUAAGUAAGAUAUUUUUUAUCAAAUUAUCUUAAUGCAUUCUACAUUUCUAGCAUCAAUGGGAAAACCACAAUUCUGUUUAGGGGAAGUUGUUAUACUGUGAAUUUUGGCUGAAAACCCAUUUGAACAGAGGCUGUUCUUAUGGGAUAUUGUCAAGCCAUUCAUCUCCAGAAAACUACUGGUAAACUAACACUAAAACAUAAUGGCUAAAAAUCAAUGAAAGGGUGCAUUCUGGCUUCUCUUCCAUGCAGACUAAGGUAGCUUUCACAUUCUGAUAUCUCAGUAGAACAAGGUACAACAGCUGCAUCUCCAACUGGAACACACGAGUUGCUGCCUGGUUAGCUCAUUCCACAUCUCUGACCAAGGAUGUGCAUUCACUGCCUAGCAACAGUCCUGCAGUAUUGCAUUGUUGUACAGGACGUUCCCUGGGCAGGCAGCACUGGGAUGAGUGCCUUGAAUUCCUCUACCUGCCCCUCUCUGGCUUGAGGGAGGAAGAGAGGGGCAAAUGAGAUGGGGAGCAAGCGAGGAACAUUUGACCAAUUGUGGCAUGCUGGUGCCUUGUGGGGGCACACUGCUCCUUGUUUAAAACCCUGCUGCUUUCCCCAUCAGAUAAGUGGAUGUUUCUUGUGCAGAAAAGACAUUAAAAUAUAUGCGUGAACUUUACAAUAAGUGUAUGUUACUUUGAGAGCUUCUAGAAACAUAUCUUUUACCAUCCUUAUUUGACUUGUGCUUUCUGCUAACAUGUAUUGUACAAAUAAACUUUUUUAAAGUCUUUAACCUUUUGCUCUAUUUGAUUCUUACCAUGCGGCACAUGUCAUUUAAAUUUUACCAAAGUCUCUAAAUGAAAGGUAUUGUAAAGAUGGAUAUUGUAGCAUGCCACAAAUGAAAGCCAGCUUGAGAUUUUACGGUGUUAAGUGCGAACUUGUAAUAGCACAGAAAUGAAAGUUUCCUCAUGGUGGGCUAUAUGGAUCUCAAGUCCUGUGUUGCAUCCAAGCGAGAUACAACCCAAAAGGUGGGAACUAAAAUAAUAAUGCCUCUUAAGAAAUAGCUAGGUGAUAAAAUGCAAUGGCAAGAAGCGUUCUGGUAGCUAGGGGGAAAUGCAGCAAUAAAGAUGAUGAAUUGCUGGCCUUGUUGAGUUGCAGGAGGGUUUGUGUUUUAUACGUAGCAACAUGCUGUAUUUUCUAGAAGGAUAAAAUACAUGCAAGUAAACCUGCAUGGAUCAGUAUGCAUGGUUCCUUAACCAAGAAAAUUUCAUCAUUCAUGGUAUUCAUGAAUUUGAGAGAACUCUGCUGUAUAUUCCCUUGUUAACCCAGAGUAGGGUUCACUUAACCAGCCCCUUUAGUGGAAGCCCUGAGGUGGGCAGCAUAUUUUUAAUGCUUCCUUUAAAAAAACAAGCUUUGCAUGUAGAAAGCUAGUAGGUCAUAGAAAGGUUUAAUGCAGCCUUCAUGGUUUACUACAGUAUAAUACCCCUUCCCCACCCUCUCACUAUAUAUAAGGGUCUGGUGACUUCUGUUUCAGUGUAUCUGAAGAAGUGUGCAUGCACACGAAAGCUCAUACCAAUGACAAACUUAGUUGGUGCUGCUGGAAGGAAUUAUUUUUUACAGUAUAAUAGUUUUACUACAUGUUGGACAUUUUUGUAGAUGGGAGAGUAUUAAUGAUGUGUCCCCCGUUCCUCCAUCCCCUGGCAACUGCAAUCAAGGGAUACGCUCCAGAAUGCUGCUGCCACAAGCCUGCUACCUCUAAAGUGGUUAAUAUUAGCUGCAUUCUACAUUAGCUCCUUGCACACAGUAGGCAACUUCCUCUGGGCCAGGUGUUGCAGUGAAUGCAGUUUGCUCUCACCAGUAGUUCUGCCUGAACAACACAGUGAAUCAUCUAGCUAUAUGUCACUCUUCUUAGAGCAGGCACAUGUAGAUAUAAGAACACUGCAGUGAGAAUGGAACAUGUUUCCAAAUGCAAGUGGUGGUACUAAUUAUCAAGCCCAGCAAGGGAGAGGAAACUCUAAUAAUAGACUUCUUCCUGAAUCAAAAGGAACGGAACACUAUUUGUUUUCGAGUCUGAUGAACAAGGAAGUUCACAAGGUGAGUUUUAAACAUAAAAAGGUGCUUGAGGGUAGGCCUCAUCUAGAUUUAGCUGCAUCAACACUUGCAUAAGUGGUGCUACCGCUACUUAGUUUGGUGAGAUUAACAACACAGACAUUAAUAAGCAAAGGCAUUCUACAAACACUUGGCAAAGCAAAGGUAAGUCAUCUGAUCCCUGCCCCCCCCCCCUAUAAAUGAUAAGCCUUGGGCACAAAUUGAUGCAGCAAAUGGAAAACAUCACCUUAUAGAAGUGGCUUUUCUACCUUGAGCAAGUAAUCAACUCUUAAAAACUACCCUCAGUGUUUGGGGGAAAUGAUACAGAAAAUUGAAUUCUGUGGUUUUAUAUAUCAGGACAUAAUAGCAACCAUUUGUUCCUUAGCAGGCCUUAAAAUUAGAUAAAUACAACCUCAGAUGAGCAACAAUGCAUUUACAUAUUACACUGUGUUAGGAAGCUCACUGGGUGACCUUAGUCGACUCACUGCUUCUCAGUCUAAAUGACCUCACAGGAUUGUUGUGAGGAGGAAAUGGGGAGGAGGAAAACCAUGUACACCACCUUGAGUUCCUUGGAGGAAAAGUGUGAUAUAAAUGCAAAAAUUAUGUGAACAAAUAAAAUAUUUAUUCCUAAAUUGGCUCUACAAAAUGUUUAUGAUGGGGAAAACGAACAUCCGUUAUUGAAAGAAUGGGUUGAAUUCAUGCUAGGUGCAGUCAGAUUGGUGGUAGCAAGAUUUUGGACAGCAACUGAAAAUGUGAUGACAGAGCAAAAGUAUGCCAAAUUCUGGUUCAUGGCUUCUGCAGAAAAAUUAACUUGUCAAAUACAUUUGGACAAGGCCAGUCAGGAAGUACAGAUUUCUUUGCUGUAUAGCAAUACUUUAAUUUUACAGCAGCUGCUGAAAAUUUACCUUGAAACUCGGGGAAAGUAAGUUGAACUGUCAUCUAAAUUAAAGAUUAUUUCCCAAAAUGUGAAUACUGUGAUCAUAUCAAUCAUUCAUGACCGAUAACAACAAAAACCUCUUAAUUGGUAAAAAUGAAGCCUUAAUGUACUAGUUACAGCUGUGCUGCUUUGAAACAGCAACUAUAAAAAUGUUUUUUUACGCUAUCACAGGUGAGGAAUGUUGAAACCAUCUUAAAAAUAAAUCCCCAGUUGUACUCUUCCCAUUAUUCUGCAUGUUAACAGAGAAAGUAGUACCAUGCGUGUUGAAGCCAAAAUGUUUCAAGGACUUGAGCUGUUUUGGGGAGGCAGUAGAAGAUUAUCACAAGAAAGGGUCAUGGGAAAUAAUUUCUCAGCUAGCUGAACAAAAAUACAGAUAAGGAGUCAAUAUAAUGGUAGUUUUGAAACAGGGUGGUGUUCGCCUAACAAGUCGUGUCAGCGAAAACCCUGCACAAGAUCUUCACUUGCUCAACAGACCUUUGUCUGGCUGAAGACAAGUCAAUUCCCUUCCCCCUGCAGUUAGUAGAGAGUAAAUAGCCUCCUGCAGCCAUCUAAAUUAAAUGACCUUGAGCUGGAAUAAGGCAAACCAAGGAUGCAAGUAGAUGAAAUGUGUGAGAGCCAUCAUCAGGAUCUACCGUAUCUUUCUCUCUUUUAUUUUAAAGCAAUUUGGGGUGGGGGGUGGGAGCAGAAUGGGAUUGAGAUUGUAGUACUGGAGAAGGUGAUUUAAACCAGUUUCCACCCUGUCUCCAGCUGUUAUUUUCCAUGCAGGAGAAAACAUACAGGCACUCUGCACUUUGGGGCAGAGAGGCAUAUAGAAAAAUGAUCAUAGAAUCAUAGAGUUGGAAGAGACCACAAGGGCCAUCCAGUCCAACCCCCUGCCAAGCAGGAAACACCAUCAAAGCAUUCUUGACAUAUGCCUGUCAAGCCUCUGCUUAAAGACCUCCAAAGAAGGAGACUCCACCACACUCCUUGGUAGCAAAUUCCACUGCCGAACAGCUCUUACUGUCAGGAAGUUCUUCCUAAUGUUUAGGUGGAAUCUUCUUGAAGUUUGAGUCCAUUGCUCUGUGUCCGCUUCUCUGGAGCAGCAGAAAACAAUCUUUUCUCCCUCCUCUAUAUGACAUCCUUUCAUAUAUUUGAACAUGGCUAUCAUAUCACCCCUUAACCUUCUCUUCUCCAGGCUAAACAUACCCAGCUCCCUAAGCCGUUCCUCAUAAGGCAUCGUUUCCAGGCCUUUGACCAUUUUGGUUGCCCUCUUC